ACAGGAGCUGAUCUGAAGUCAGUUUAAGGUCACCAUCUUCUCAUAGCGGCAGUGCGGAUACCCGGGCGACUAAACUGAUCUGCAUUCGUGAGCGGUUUUACAAUUGAAAGGAAAAUUCCAGGGGGAUAGAGGCGCGCGCCGAGAGCCCAGGAUGAGGCGCUCCUCCCUGAAGCGCCUGAGCCGAGCCAACACGCAGCUCCGCGCUCUGUGACACAGAGCAGCCAGCGGCGGACAUUCAGGCAGCAUCUGGAAGCAUCAGGGGGAGACAGCAAGGAGGCCUGAGCAAGGAAGGCUGAAGAGCGUUUCUUCCAUAAGCGGACUGAGCAGACACUCAUGGCUUCACAGGAGCUCGGAAACGCCAGAGAGUCUGCCACCGACAAUCUGAAGCCAGGAAUUGACAAUGAUGCUGCGCCCGGCACCAACAAAUCCUGCCCCGUCCACGCUCCGAGUGGCGAGGAGACCAAGAGGGGCUUCCGGAAGGGCAUGAGCAGACACAAUGACUAUGUGAAAAUCACCGUGCCUGAGUCCAAAGUCAACCGUCUGCCCGCCGAGUGGUGGAAGACGGUCAUCGCCUUUUUCUACGCUGCUUUUAACCUGGUCUUGACGACCGUGGUCAUCACCGUCGUGCACGAGAGAGUCCCACCGAAAGAGACCAGCCCGCCUCUUCCUGAUAAGUUUUUUGACUACAUCGACCGGGUGCAGUGGGCCUUUGCGGUGACAGAGAUCAACGGCAUGCUGCUGGUGGCCAUCUGGAUGAUCCAGCUCUUUUUCUUUAAAUACAAGUCGAUAGUGUUUCGGAGGUUCUUCUUCCUCAUCGGCACCCUGUACUUGUACCGUUGUGUGACCAUGUACAUCACCACCCUGCCUGUGCCUGGCGUGCACAUGACCUGUGCUCCUAAGCUUUACGGAGACUCCCAGGCAAAACUUCAGCGAAUUCUGCGGCUGAUGUCCGGCGGAGGCCUCUCCAUGACAAACUCUCAUCUGCUGUGUGGAGACUUCCUCUACAGUGGGCACACAGUGAUGCUCACCCUCACCUACUUGUUCAUCAAGGAGUAUUCGCCGCGGUCGUUUUGGUGGUACCAUCUCAUAUGCUGGCUGCUGAGUGCUGUGGGUGUGGUCUGCAUCCUGGUGGCCCACGAGCACUACAGCGUGGACGUAGUUGUGGCCUACUUCAUCACAUCCCGUCUGUUCUGGUGGUACCACACCAUGGCCAACUUACAGACCCUAAAAUGCUCGCCCAACAAUUAUCUCACCAACACCUGGUGGAACCCGUUGUUUAACUUCCUGGAGAGGAACGUGCAAACGUCGGUGCCGUGCUCCUUCGUUUGGCCCCUCUCCUGGCCGUCUGUGUGCCUGAAGAACCCCUGCAAGAAGUACUCCAUGGUACAAAGCACACGGGAGGAGUAACUCAGCUGCUGUAGCACCUUUGCCUGAUGACCCACUGGAGUGGAGUUAACUCAGUCAGUAUUGUCUUAUGUGCAGGGACCAGAAUCUACCUACUUCAUCGUUUGUAGAAUAUAGGAUAAAGCAAAGAGAAUUACAGCAAAAUGAAGAAUCUGUAUUUUGCCACUGUGGUUUAUUUAUGACAUAAAGUGCUGCAAGGAUCCUCUGGGUAUCACAACUACUUCCAUUUCAACAUAGCAGCUUCAUUCUUCCAGUACUUCGUUUUAUUAGAUAGAUACUACAAAAACUGCGAUGUGUCUUUAGUGUGACCUCAGUAUGAUAUUGUACUGAAGUCACAAGGUGCCUUAGUGUUUUCAACAUCUGUAUCUGUACCAAAGCUGCCAUUCUUGUCUUAAAUUCAUCUUUGUAUUCUUUUAAGUUCAUCGAGUUUGUGUUAUUUGUAGUAGCCAUAAGUUUGUUAACUGUAGUACUCAAGUUGUAGCUCUCUAAUAAAAUAUAACAGUGAUAAAAAUAC
This is a messenger RNA of Oryzias melastigma (Indian medaka), 1918 nucleotides long. RefSeq names its product sphingomyelin synthase 2a (gene sgms2a). NCBI's taxonomy places the organism in Eukaryota, Metazoa, Chordata, Actinopteri, Beloniformes, Adrianichthyidae. The coding region runs from base 334 to 1407 and encodes 357 amino acids. Gene Ontology annotation, cellular component: Golgi membrane; endoplasmic reticulum membrane. The record is from RefSeq and is a predicted model, not a curated record. Gene Ontology annotation, biological process: ceramide biosynthetic process; sphingomyelin biosynthetic process. Gene Ontology annotation, molecular function: sphingomyelin synthase activity; ceramide cholinephosphotransferase activity. The transcript is spliced from 7 exons.